Molecule: messenger RNA, 431 nt
Organism: Venturia canescens
Lineage: Eukaryota; Metazoa; Arthropoda; Insecta; Hymenoptera; Ichneumonidae
Product: chymotrypsin inhibitor-like
Exons: 3
Coding region: 101-355 (84 amino acids)
Source: RefSeq, a predicted model, not a curated record
UCUGCUAAAUCACUGCUCAAAGUUUCCUCAUGUGAAGUAUAUAAAAGAACUUGGUUACAUUACGAAUCCUCACAUCUUCGGUAAAAAGGAAAAAAUUAUCAUGUCUCGCGGCGUUCGCCUCAUCGUUCUCUGCAUCUUUGUGACCGCACUCGCAUUCACCAGCGAAGCUCAAAUAUGUACCGGCGGACCUAACGAUGUUUAUACCAGUUGCGGAAGUCAUUGCCCACCAUCGUGCGAUGAACCAAGAGGAGGGAUCUGUAUACAAAGCUGCAAACCAGACACUUGCCAAUGCCAACGCGGAUACCUGAGACGUUACGACGGUCAAUGCGUUACCGAAGCAGAAUGUGAUUUGUAAUUAGGGGAAUAGCUCAACAACGAAAAACAUAGAUAUGAACUUUAGUCACUGAAAAAUAAAUAUAUACGUGUGUAAA